Brassica rapa (field mustard) is the source of this 2459-nucleotide messenger RNA. RefSeq names its product serine/threonine-protein phosphatase 6 regulatory ankyrin repeat subunit B. Gene Ontology annotation, molecular function: protein binding. The record is from RefSeq and is a predicted model, not a curated record. Lineage: Eukaryota; Viridiplantae; Streptophyta; Magnoliopsida; Brassicales; Brassicaceae.
UUCUUUUCCCUCCAUUAUUAUAUCUGUUAUUUUUUGUGUCGGUAUUAUCCUGUUAAAUGAGAUUUAUUCAAUUAAAUGAGAUUUUAUUGCUUGAUAUUUGGUUAAUAACACCAGAUUCCCCCAGGUUCGGUUACGGGAAGUCUGGAGGUUAUAUAGACCCCAAGUACACAUGAUCAUUUUCAUUACUUAAAAAAUAGUUUCAAAACAUUAUCUCCUCCGGUCACCUUCUCUGACCACCAAUCCUUUCUUCUUCUUGUUUCUCUGUUCCUUGCUGACCAAGAAAUCUCUUAUCUCUUUCAGCUUUCCAGAACACCGUUGCUAUGCCUCCGACUUACUUCCCUCUGAGGUGGGAGAGCACGGGCGAUCAGUGGUGGUACGCUACUCCUAUUGAUUACGCUGCAGCCAACUGCCAGUACGACUUAGUCCGCGAGCUUCUCCGGAUCGACUCCAAUAACCUCAUGAAGCUCACUUCCCUCCGCAGGAUCCGCCGCCUCGAGACCGUCUGGGACGACGACGAGUCCCACUUCCACGACGUCGCCGCCUGCAGGUCACGCGUCGCCAGAAAACUCCUCGCCUCCUGCGAUGAAGAAGGUUCUUCCAAGGCCAACACUCUUAUCCGGUCCGGUUACGCCGGCUGGCUGAUGUACACGGCAGCCUCCGCCGGUGAUCUAGGUUUCGUUCGCCAUCUCCUCGAGAGGAACCCUCUCUUCGUGUUUGGCGAAGGAGAGUACGGCGUCACUGACAUACUCUACGCCGCUGCGAGAAGCAAAAACCACGACGUGUUCCGUCUGAUUUACGAUUUCGCGGUUAGUCCGAGGUUCGAAACCGGCGGUUUUGAUCAGCAAAACAGUGAUGUUCCGGCGGCUUACAAGAGGGAGAUGAAGAACAGAGCGGUUCACUCUGCUUCUAGAGGAGGCAAUCUUGUCAUUCUCAGAGAACUUCUCAGUGAUUGCUCUGUUGAACAUGUCUUAGCCUUCCGAGACAAACAGGGCUCCACCAUCCUCCACGCAGCCGCCGGAAAAGGAAAAACUCUGGUGGUUAAAGAGCUUGUGGCUUCAUACGGGCCUUUAAUAAUGGAAGCCAUUGACAGCCAAGGGAACACGGCUUUGCACGUUGCAGCCUACCGUGGCCACGCUGAUCUCGUCCAAGCUCUGAUCUCUGCCUCUCCAUCUUUGGUCUCCGCCCGAAACAACGCUGGUGACACUUUCCUUCACGCCGGAAUCUCCGGUUUCCAGACUCCGGCGUUCGAGAGGCUUGACAAGCACACGGAGCUCAUGAACCGUCUCAUCACAUCCGCUGCCUCCAACUCCCCCUGCGAUGUCGUCAACUGCAGGAACAACGAGGGACGUACGGCUCUUCACUUGGCAAUCUCCGGAAACGUUCCUCUCGAGUUCGUUGAGAUGCUCAUGUCUGUGAAAUCGAUUGAUAUCAACAUCAAGGAUGCUUCUGGUAUGACUCCGCUUGAUCUCAUCAGGCAUAAGCCGCAGUCUCCGACGUCUGAUCUCCUGUUCCGACGGUUGGUAUCAGCCGGAGGGAUGUUCAGCUGUCGUGAUCAAAGCAUCACAAGUGUGGUCGCUUCUCACUUGAAGGACAGAGGAAACUUUUAUAGCCCAGGAGCUCGUUUUAGGACAUCGGACGCUGAGAUCUUCCUGAGCACUAGACUCGAAGCUGUGCCUGACAAGGUUGUCCCUAGACACGUGAGAUCCAGCUCCUGUUCCAUUGAGAUUGGUCAGGCAAACGUGACGGAUGAGAAUCAUCAUCUCAAGAAAUGCAGAAACGCUUCCGUUAACUCUGCAACGGAGAGAUUGAAGAGCGUUUUCCACUGGCCACGUAUCAUCAAGAAACAAGCUGGCCAUUCCAAGAACGAUUCUGAGAUCAGCAUCACGUCGACAGCUCUUGAGACGCAAGAAACAACCCCUGUGCCUCUCCGACAGAAAUUCUCGAAAAGCAGCACUUCCUCUCCCUCUCCUGCUCUGCCUAAUAACAACAAUAAAAGAACGUUGUCGGUGAGAAGUAACCAGUCGAGUCCAAGAGCCAAGAAGAAGCGGUUUGGUUCGGUGCGAACUCGCUCGAGCUCUUUUUCGAAAAUAUCCAUCCACUCUUCUUCCGCUUCGUCAUCGUCAAGCAUGGUUGAUGUUAAGCAGAAGGGAGUCUUAGUCGAUACGAACAUAGCUGGACCGUCUGGAUUUAACCGGCCUGAGCCGGUGAAAAGUAACAAGCUAAAGGAGAAGCGGCAGGGUUCGGUGAGGAGGAGAUUGAAGAGCCAUUAUUUCUGCUUUGGUACUUCAGCUUUGACUGUGAAAACGUCAGCUACGGUCUUGGUAUAACGCCGGUUAUCCGCGGGGUAGACCAACAGAAAUAUUGUAAUGUGUUUUUUAAAGACUUAAGUUAGUCACAUGUUGUUCGAAAUAAUUGUUUAAGGUAUAUACUAUUAUCUAUAAACCCAUGAGAAACGAUUC